GAUAUACAAAGAUGUUCUGUAGCUGUGAUAAGAAGCAUGGUUGUUGUGUCUCCAUCAAUUCUAACUUUGACAAUGACGAGUAUUAAAGGACUUACUUACCUACGUGGAGAUGUUUUAGAACAUCUUGGGGCAGUUAAAAAUCUAUUGAUUAGAGGGUGUGAUGAACUUAGAUACUUGUGGGAAUCAAAACCGGAGGCAUGCGAGAAUCUAAAGAGUUUACGAGAUUUGCGAGUAGAAUCGUGUAAAAAUUUGGUAUCAUUGGUAGAUAAAGAGGCUAAUUUGGGGAUUAGCUCGAAAUUUAUCAUACAAGUGUUUAUUUCUGACUGUCCGAAACUCGUGAGUUACAAUUGUCCAAAUAGGGUGGAGAGAUUGUUUAUAUCCCAAUGUGAUUUAAUGACAUCACUGAAUUUCCCAACAGAGCAGAACCUCCCAUCCACUCUAAAGCAUCUUGGCAUUAGGGCGUGCCAUACUUUGGAGAUGAGUUGGCAUCUCAUCAACUACUUGUCAUCACUUGGAUCUCUUGCCAUCAAUGGUUUGUCGAAUGUGAGGUCGUUACCUGAAGGAUGCUUACUUCAUCUCACCAACUUGCGUAUCGAAGGUUGUGAGAACAUAUAAUCCAUUCCUGAGACAGGUUUUGGUUUCCUUCCCCUUGUUUGCCUAAGAGAUCUCCAUAUCAAUAGAUGCAAGAAUCUGAAGUCAUUUCCUCAUAAGCAUUUGGAAAGACUCACAUCUUUGCGAAUGUUGGAUGUACAAGAUUGUCCAAGUAUGGACUACUACUUUCCUUGUGGUUUGUGGCCUCCUCAUUUAAGUACAUUACUUAUAGGAGGGUUAAAGAAGCCUAUGUCAGAGUGGGGGCUGCAAAAUUUCCCAACCUCACUUGUUUCACUUCUUUUAUAUGGCCAAAAUUCAGGAGUGGUUUCAUUUUCUCUAUUUGUUCCACCAUCGUUAACUCAUCUAGGUGUUGGUUGUUUUAUGGAGUUGGAAUCAGUUUCCAAGGGCCUACAACACCUCACCUGCCUCCAACAACUCUCAUUCAAGUCAUGCCCCAAGCUCAAAGAUUUGCCUGCAGAGACUAUACUUCUUUUACUUUCAAGUUUGCACGUCGAUAAUUGCCCGAAACUGGAAAAAAGGUGUGAUAGUAAAAAAGGCAAGUAUUGGCCCAUCAUCUCCCAAAUCCCUUACCUUCAUGUAGGUCGAUCACAGGGGCUGGGUUGAGAGCUUUCAAGAACCCGUGGAGAAAAGAAAGACUCGUUUUAAGUGUUACUUAACAGGAUUGUUAGUUCAGACUUCCUUCUUGGUGUUCAUCAUAUGUCUACUACCCAUCGGAUGAAAAGCAUUCCAGAGUCUUGAGAGAAGUAUUCCAGAAUUUUUGGAGUAGCAAUCAAAAGGGUCCAAACUUAU
Messenger RNA from Cynara cardunculus var. scolymus (artichoke), 1401 nucleotides. RefSeq names its product putative disease resistance protein RGA4. The record is from RefSeq and is a predicted model, not a curated record. The transcript is spliced from 2 exons. Bases 739 to 1215 code for a protein of 158 amino acids. Lineage: Eukaryota; Viridiplantae; Streptophyta; Magnoliopsida; Asterales; Asteraceae.